AUGGCCAUCACGACUGACCUGCUAGGCGCCAGCACCAUACCCGGCAGCUCCGCCACCGGUCCAAACUCCAUCCACACUCUUCAAAGCGUCCCCUCCUCCACGCUACUAGCGCCCACACCAGCAUUACGCCGACUGCUGACCAUUCUGCCCAAAGCCUCUGUCUGCUCUCUCGUUUCGCGCUGGUUAUCAUCUCUAUCAUCUUCCGGUCGAUCAACCGAUCGAGACAUUACACCUCCCUCUUUCAGUCGUCGCAAUGCAGGCGCUUCGACUGGGACCUCCACGUCAACCUACUUGGACCUGCACGAGUCUAGAAGGGCCAGGAAUGUCGAGGAACUCAGAGCUUUGUGGAAGGGACCCAUGUUGGAUGGCAGAGUGCCCAAGAGCAGAGCGGUGGAUCGGAUUAUGGAGACUGAUUGGCCAGAGGGAAUCAGCUACGCUAUGGCCUCGAUGAUCUCUGCUGAAGCGCUUCAAGUCAGUCCGACUAGUCGCACAUGGACAGCUGCAAGGGCUUUCUUUGACGACGGAGAUGCGAGUGAGUGCAAGGCGUGGAGAGCAAGCCCAAUGCACAAAAGGAGAGGCAGUCGCCGAUAGCGCUCGCUGACUCUGACGCAACUUGCUCGCCUUCUCAGCACCUUCAAGCUUGCGUGGCAUCUCACCUCAAGCCAUGCAGGCGCGUCUGACAUCGGAGCUGCGCAAUUACUUUACACACCACCUCUAUCUUUUACAAACACCCGGCACCUCCAUCACCUCGUCCUUUAUCCACCUACACCUCACCCUCCCACCACACGCUCCAGACAUGUGCGGAGGUACGCACAUCCUGUACGUGCCUGGAACGCGCUGGGUGCUUCUGAGCGGAUCGCUGGGCCGUACAGGCGGCGGAAAUUCCCGCAGCAUCCUGCAUGCCGCUUUGGCUCAAGCUUUAGGAGCUCUAGAAGUAAGGGGUCCCAAAAGUGCUGUUGCUGGUCGGUCGAGCACGAAAGGUGGCAGAGAUGAAAAUGAUUCAGAAGAAAAGGUAGACAAGACGCUACCCGAACUCAAAGGAAAGGAUCCCAGAGCGCUAUUGGAUGUGCUCCUAGCUGGAGAGGCAGAGGGUGCUGGAGUUUCUGCCACCAAAAGCGAUGCUGGAUUUGGGAAUGCAAGUGCGAGACCCGGAGCUGAGGGAGGCGCGGGAAGAGCUAUGAGACAUGGGCAGGCCGAAGAUGAACCGCUUCUAGGGGCCAAUAAGCGCAAACGUCUGCUGAACGCUUUGUCAGCCGACGCCCAACUUCAAGAAUCGAGUCCAGCCGACUUCAAUGCCACUGGUAUGGCGGAGCAUCCGGCAGUACGCGCCGCUCGACUCUCACUGCAGCGCACAGUGGAGACCAAUCGACAAAAGGAGAUCAGAGAAUUGUUUGGCGAAAGGAUGGGAAAGGGGAAUAAGGAUGUACCUAGCAUCGAGCGGAUAGACUACGAGCUGCAUUUACCUACGCCGGCUGAGGGUCCGUAUCGGUCCGUCUCGCUCGUCGGACCUGGUGCAGAGCCCAUACGACUCAGGAUCCAAGGUACUCACAUUCUCGCUGGAAUGAGAGCUUUGGUACAAAGCGGCGCGGACGACAAGAGCGCCAACGCAAAGGAUGGGAAGAGGUCGGAAGAAGAGGCUGGAGCAGCGCGACGUGAUCGCAAAGGAUUGCCCACUUGGUUGACGGAUGUCAGAGGUACUCGUGUUGUCGUCAGACCCGUCAAGAAAGCUGCGGAAGGGGAGGACUCUUUGGAAGCAUGA
Ceraceosorus bombacis is the source of this 1759-nucleotide messenger RNA. NCBI's taxonomy places the organism in Eukaryota, Fungi, Basidiomycota, Exobasidiomycetes, Ceraceosorales, Ceraceosoraceae. The record is from the annotation of a GenBank genome assembly.